This is a messenger RNA of Geosmithia morbida, 1644 nucleotides long. Its product is annotated as ATP-dependent RNA helicase DBP3. Gene Ontology annotation, cellular component: nucleolus. Bases 1 to 1644 code for a protein of 547 amino acids. Gene Ontology annotation, biological process: rRNA processing. The record is from RefSeq and is a predicted model, not a curated record. NCBI's taxonomy places the organism in Eukaryota, Fungi, Ascomycota, Sordariomycetes, Hypocreales, Bionectriaceae. Gene Ontology annotation, molecular function: RNA binding; ATP binding; RNA helicase activity. The transcript has 2 exons.
AUGGCGGCCAAGAAGCACAGUCUUACCGAAGCCGAGGCCGACCAGUCCGUUUCGACGGUGCGACCCAGCAAGAAGACCAAGGUCGUAACAGAAGACGAGUCCGAGGAGGCUCGUCUGAAGCGGGAGAAGAAGGAAAAGAAGAAGGAAAAGAAGCGUCUUCGCGAUGAGGCUGCUGCUGUUUCUGCUUCUGCCGGCGACAACGGCGACGGCGAUGAGGUCACCAAGAAAGACAAGAAGAAGAAGAAGGACAAGAAGGUGAAGAAGGUCAAGGUGGACGGGCACCAGGAGGAGACGGCCGAGAAGGAAGACGCCGACAUUCCCGAUGCGCCGGUCGAAGACAAGAAGAAGUCGAAGAAGGACAAGAAGGCCAAGAAGACAUCCAGCGGGGAUGCUUCUGCCGCCGCCGCCGCCGCCGCCGCUCCGGCGCCCAAGACGGAGAUUGACGAGUUCCUCUCGAAGCACCAGAUCUCGGUAACGGAUCCCAAGGCGGCCGAGGGUGCCGCAGCUAGGCGGCCCGUCAUCGAGUUCCGCCACCUGCCGUCGACGAACUUGCUGGAGAAGAAACCGUCCCCGUUCGCUGGCUUCACGGCCCCCACGCCCAUCCAGGCCGCCUCGUGGCCCUUCACCCUCUCCGGUCGCGACGCCGUGGGCGUGGCCGAGACGGGAUCCGGCAAGACCAUGGCCUUUGCCCUGCCGUGCGUCGAGUUCGUGUCCACCCUGCCCGGCAGGGGCGUCAAGGCCGUCAUCGUCUCGCCCACGCGCGAGCUGGCCCUGCAGACGCACGUGCAGCUGGCGUCGCUGGCGGCCCUCGUCGGCCUCAAGUGCGUGUGCAUCUACGGCGGAGCGUCCAAGGACGAGCAGCGCGCCCAGCUCACCCGCGGCUCGGGCGCGGACAUCGUCGUCGCCACCCCCGGCCGUCUCAAGGACUUCAUGUCCGACGACACCGUCAACCUGUCCGCCGCCAAGUUCGUCGUCCUCGACGAGGCCGACCGCAUGCUCGACAAGGGAUUCGAGGAAGACAUCAAGAUGAUCCUGGGAGCCUGCCCGGAGCGCGAGUCUCGUCAGACCCUCAUGUUCACGGCCACGUGGCCCGCGUCCGUCCAGGCCCUGGCCUCCACCUUCAUGGUGUCGCCCGUCAAGAUCACCAUCGGCUGGGCCGGCAAGGCCGCCGCCGACGGCUCCGUCGAGCUGCAGGCCAACACCCGCAUCAGCCAGCACGUCGAGGUCGUCGAGCCCCGCGACAAGGAGUUCCGCCUGCUGUCCAUCAUCAAGCAGCACCAGCAGGGCAAGGCCCGCAACGACCGCAUCAUCGUCUUCUGCCUGUACAAGAAGGAGGCUACCCGCGUCGAGGCCUUCCUCCAGCGCAAGGGCAUCAACGUCGGUGGCAUCCACGGUGAUCUACGUCAGGAGCAGCGCACCCGCAGCCUCGAGGCCUUCAAGUCCGGCCAGACGUCCGUUCUCGUCGCCACCGACGUGGCCGCUCGCGGUCUCGAUAUCCCCGAGGUUAAGCUCGUCAUCAACUGCACCUUCCCACUCACCAUCGAGGACUACGUUCACCGUAUCGGACGUACCGGUCGUGCUGGCAAGACGGGCGAGGCCAUCACCCUCUUCACUGCCCAGGACAAGGCCCAUUCUGGAGCGUAA